Messenger RNA from Daphnia pulex (common water flea), 3690 nucleotides. RefSeq names its product protein PHTF2-like (gene phtf). NCBI's taxonomy places the organism in Eukaryota, Metazoa, Arthropoda, Branchiopoda, Diplostraca, Daphniidae. The transcript has 13 exons. Gene Ontology annotation, cellular component: endoplasmic reticulum. The record is from RefSeq and is a predicted model, not a curated record. The coding region runs from base 518 to 3229 and encodes 903 amino acids.
AAAAAGUAAAAGAGAUUUAAGGUGUGUGCUAGCCUAAUCUUGUCCACAUUUUUUGUUGUUGUCUAGAUUUUGAAAUUCAUGAUAAAGUUUAUUACUUCCAUUACUCAACCUUCAUUGAUCUCCCAACAGUGUCUCCUUUUAAGAACAACAUUUGGGUAUGCUGAGUUUUGGUAACAUUUGGCAAGGGGCUUAGGGCCCACUUUGUUGUUUGGGAAAGUUAAAUGGAAAAAUUCCAAUAGCGCUGUAGCGCCAUCUGGUCACAAUUAUUUGGUUUUCGUUUCUUUUUCCGUUAACUCAUUUUCAUGCGACAUGACAAAAUCAUUUGGUAUCGCAAAAUAUUGUGCGUCAGCUACAAUAGCAUCGAUUAUCCUUCCACUGUGCAUUGCUGGAUUGCUUUGAAAUCCAUAUUUAUUAAGCAGAAAGGUCACUGCACUGACUACUUCGUUAAAAUCAUCAUCCAGUCGAACAGUACGCGUCGUUUUCAGUGAACUAGGAGAUGAAGUCUUGAUAAAUUAUCAUGGCCCUAAACCAAGCUCUUUGUUGGUAUCAACAUAAAAUCGGCGCCUACGACAAACAGAUCUGGGAAGAAACAGUUGAACAACGUAUACUUCAUGGUCUCUCGCACGUGCCAAAGAAGUCUGGCAAACUCAAGUUAGACUACAUAGAUUUGGACGUGGUUCGAGGAUCCUCUUUUCCUAAAGCUAAGCCAAAACACGGUUUGGUCUACCUUAGUCAGCUAUGUGUUCUACGUCUUCUAUUUUUACCUUUUCACCGACAUUGGUGGAUCCAGCAAACUUCCUGCGGUGUUUUUCAGCUGCUCCUGAUUCUCUAUGGAUUUCAAAUGGUCAAUAUGGUCAUAUACUUCACUAGACCUCAAGGGAUCAGCGAUCCCUCUAUUCGGAUAAACAAUGAGACAACCGACAAUCCUGAAAUAAUUUAUCACGAUGUGUCAGCGGAAGAGGUACUGGUACCCGUAUUAAUGAUGUGCAUUCUCAGCCUUCUUCUUUCGCAGAUGGUGUCCACCCAAGCUAACACUCAUUUAUCUCCUCGACGACCGAAAAGUAAAUUGCGGACUAAGCGAACUAAAAGAAGAGUUGGUCGGAGAAUAGGAACUACGCCGUCUGAUUCAAAGUCAUCCCUGGAAAAUGUUGAAACGCAAUCUCCAUCACCACCUAGUGAUCAGAAACCAGACGAUAUCAUAAUUGAGCCUAAAAUAAAGAAACGUUCUUUUUCGGAGGAGAGACAAACAUCUCGAGUCAAAAUAGGGCAACGUUCGUCAUCAUUGCAAUUGGAUUCCACACAUGUCUUACAGCAACCUUUACGCGUUUCUCAGUUAGGAGUUGCCAGGAACCAGCAGCCAGUUGUUUCCAAAAGAAAAGCUUGGUUUUUCUCAUGGCCAGUUCGCCUCGUUGUCCCUAACCGAGUCACAAUCGAAGAUGAGGGAUUUGAUAGUUUUCAUGGCAACAACUCCAGUUCAAGCGAUUGCGAAAAUGAGGAAAAUGCACUGCCUGAAAAAAUGGCCCAGUUGAAUCCCCUCGGAGUUGUGGGAUUGGCUGAGAUCAAUGCGGACGACAAAGUUGAAUCCCCAACCGAAAAUUUUAAAUUGGAAAUUAAUGGUAGUGACUCAGUUCCCAGUUGCAGUUCUGACAGUGCUGCUGACGGCCAAGCAGAGACUGCCGCAAAUGCUAUUCAGCCUCUGUUACGGAGACGGCGAAAUUUACCGUCGAUUGCUUUGAAACUCAUUCCCCCAGAAGCGAAUCAAUCUUUCGGGAUUAACUCAGAGACGGAAUCAGAACCACCCCCUCGAAACCCUAACCCCAAAUGUGUGACAAUCAUGAGCAAUGAGAGACAUUGUGAUAACUCAAUAUUGGCUGGAGAAAGUAGUUAUCAGAGUUCCUGCGAAAGCGAUGGAGACGCUCACUCUUCAAUUGCUUCUCCAAGCUAUAAGCUAUCGGAACCAAGUACACCCCUGGAUUGGACAGGAGUGACAACCAAUUCGGAGGAAUGUUCUUACAGUUCCGAGUCUCGUUCCGAGUCGGAUGAAAAUGAAACAAACCGCUUUGCCAGUGUAGUAGGUGAUAUAAAUUGGAAUGAUGAACUUGCUUUUUCGUGGGAAGCUCAUGGAACUCCUACAUUAAGUUCGUCGUCGGAUAAAGUCAGCUGUACCGUUUGGGAAGGAUUGGAGGUGAAGAAAGCUGAUCUCUCCGUUCUUGACGUAGCAGCAGCCAUCAUAGCAAAAGUAGAUGUCAUGCCGGAAAGCACGGACUACCUGUGUGGAGGUUUAGUCAUGGCAGGAAUCUUUGCUCUUUUACCCAUCAUUUAUCGAAUAAAUAGCGCCGUUGGGUCAGCCGUUGUUGACAUGCUUCAUCCAAGCUCAUUUCGCAAAGCGCUGCAUAGUACCAAUAUAAUAUGCAAUAUCCUUUUUGGAUCCUCUCGAUGGGAAAAGAUUAUUGUAGUCACUGCAGCAAUGGAGCGCUUCGCAAUGGCUGCGUUCUUUCUCUUUCUCCUAGCAGUGGCCGAGAGAACAUUCAAGCAGCGCUUCCUCUACGCGAAACUCUUCUCUCAUUUAACGUCUUCGCGCAGAGCACGAAAUUCAGACCUUCCACACUUCCGUUUGAAUAAAGUUCGGAACAUUAAAACAUGGCUUUCGGUCCGGUCUUACUUGAAGAAACGCGGCCCUCAACGUUCGGUAGAUUGCAUAGUUUCAGCGGCUUUCAUUAUCACACUUUGUUUGGUAUCGUUCUUGUGCAUGGAAUUGCUUAAGGAGUCUCAAUAUCUGCAUCAGUCUCUCUACAAUUUAGAAGUCCUCUGUUGGUGCCUAGUUUUAGGAGUGUUUUUGCUGAGGUUUAUGACACUUGGCUCCAAGAUCAACAAGAAAUAUAGGAACCUCUCAGUUUUGAUAACUGAACAAGUGAAUUAUUCUACGAAUUAUUCUUAUUUUCCCGUAUUUUCCACAUUACUAAUCUUAAUUAUUUUGGUGAAGAUAAACCUCUAUUUACAAAUGGAACAAAAACCCGACAAGAAAGAAGAAUUAAUGUUGGCAAACAAUGUGCUGAAGUUGGCUGCUGAUCUCUUGAAAGAAUUGGAGAGCCCAUUUAAAAUAUCUGGACUUUCUGCUAAUCCUUAUCUCUACAAUCUUACCAAAGUUGUGGUGCUUUCUGCGCUCUCUGGAGUUUUAUCAGAGAUGUUAGGCUUUAAAUUGAAACUACAUAAAAUUAAAAUACGUUGACUAGGCUAUUGAGUGAGGGCUAGACAGUCUUUCAUAGCUGUGGCGUUUACUCGUCCAAAUUAACGAAAUGAAUUUCAAAUAUAACAAAUUGGGUCGUAAUUCUUUCCGUCUAUUCGAUACCGUACAUCGAGUACAUCUGUAUUGUAUCUACACCUACUAACCUGCAAAGUUUGCUGGAUAAAUUUUAAAAGUUACCUAUAACAUUUUGUUAACCCAAUUAAGUGCAGAGCUUUGGCUAGUUCUAAACUUUAUAAAUAGUAGUGUUCAUGUUAACCCGAUGGAUUGAUCUGUGAUGCCGAGCUAGGUUGAAAACCGUAAUUUGAUCUUAAAUUGGAAACAUGAUAGCUAUUUGAAACAUUUAUGGAACGAUUCUGCAACAGUUGAAUGUAAUCCACAACCUAACAUAACCUAAUAGUGUUGUAAAAAUGUGUUGACGCCUUGAAUACUAUUGGUUGACUGAA